Messenger RNA from Tupaia belangeri chinensis (Chinese tree shrew), 1702 nucleotides. It is a transcript of the gene WRAP73, whose product is annotated as WD repeat containing, antisense to TP73. Lineage: Eukaryota; Metazoa; Chordata; Mammalia; Scandentia; Tupaiidae. Gene Ontology annotation, molecular function: protein binding. Bases 123 to 1502 code for a protein of 459 amino acids. The transcript is spliced from 12 exons. Gene Ontology annotation, cellular component: microtubule organizing center; MWP complex. Gene Ontology annotation, biological process: microtubule anchoring at mitotic spindle pole body. The record is from RefSeq and is a predicted model, not a curated record.
CCCUUGUUUUCCGGCUGCGGUGGGAGAGACAUUAACUGUGGCUGUGGCAGUUGGGGCUGCUGGGGGCCAGGGUCGCGGCAGGCUUCCCCGCACCCGGGCCUGGUCAGUCGCCGGCGGCGGCCAUGAACUUCUCCGAGGUAUUCAAGCUCUCCAACUUGCUCUGCAAGUUCUCCCCAGACGGCAAGUACCUGGCUUCCUGUGUCCAGUACCGCUUAGUGGUCCGGGAUGUGACCACUCUUCAGAUCCUUCAACUGUACACAUGUUUGGACCAGAUCCAGCACAUGGAGUGGUCAGCAGACUCCCUCUUCAUUCUGUGUGCCAUGUAUAAGAGAGGUCUUGUGCAGGUCUGGUCUUUGGAGCAGCCGGAAUGGCACUGCAAAAUAGACGAGGGCUCAGCAGGGCUGGUUGCUUCAUGUUGGAGCCCAGAUGGGCGCCACAUUCUCAACACAACUGAAUUCCACCUGCGGAUAACUGUCUGGUCCUUGUGCACAAAAUCUGUAUCUUACAUCAAGUAUCCAAAAGCUUGUCCACAGGGAAUAACCUUUACCAGGGAUGGCCGCUACAUGGCGCUGGCAGAAAGGCGGGACUGCAGAGAUUACGUGAGCAUCUUUGUGUGCAGCGACUGGCAGCUGCUGAGGCACUUUGAUACGGACACCCAGGAUCUCGCAGGAAUCGAGUGGGCCCCAAAUGGCUGCGUGUUGGCGGCCUGGGACAGCUGCCUAGAGUAUAAGAUUCUGCUGUACUCCCUGGACGGACGGCUGCUGUCAGCAUAUUGUGCAUAUGAGUGGUCCUUGGGCAUCAAGUCUGUGGCCUGGAGCCCCAGCAGUCAGUUCCUGGCAGUUGGGAGCUACGAUGGAAAGGUGCGCAUCCUUAAUCAUGUGACUUGGAAAAUGAUCACUGAGUUUAGCCAUCCUGCAACCAUCAAUAACCCCAAGAUAGUUGUAUAUAAGGAAGCCGAGAAGAGUCCGAAGCCAGGCCUGGGCCGCCUCUCCUUCCUGCCACCCAGAGUGCUGGCCACUCCUCUCUCGACCACAGAGAGCAAAUAUGAGAUCACCUCCAUACCAGCUUCCUUACAGACUCUGAAACCUGUUACUGACAGAGCGAACCCUAAAAUUGGCAUAGGAAUGUUGGCUUUUAGUCCUGACAACUACUUCCUGGCGACAAGGAACGACAAUGUACCCAAUGCUGUCUGGGUCUGGGAUGUACAGAAGCUGAGGCUAUUUGUGGUGCUAGAACAGCUGUCCCCCGUGCGCUCAUUUCAGUGGGACCCACAGCAGCCACGGCUGGCCAUCUGCACAGGGAGCAGCAAGGUCUACCUGUGGUCCCCAGCAGGCUGCGUGUCGGUACAAGUCCCUGGAGAGGGUGACUUUCCAGUGCUUUCUCUGUGCUGGCACUCUAGCGGGGAUUCAUUGGCCCUCCUAAGUAAGGAUCACUUCUGUCUCUGUUUCCUGGAGACAGAGGAGGUCAGUACAGCCUUCAAACAGCCACUUGGCCACACAUAGGACCUAUGCCUGAAUCAAGGCAGACUCUCUGCAUAUUCCAGUGUGGGAAAGGAACAGAACUUCUCGGAAAGGUUCUCAGCCACGAUAGUCUGAAUUCAAUGAUCUGAUCCUAUUUUUCUACGGUGAGGCAUUUUUGUAAAUAUGUAUAAUAGAAAACUGUAAUUUUUUAAUUUAAAAUAAAUAUUUGCUAAUUCAUAAAA